Messenger RNA from Haplochromis burtoni (Burton's mouthbrooder), 2385 nucleotides. RefSeq lists its product as uncharacterized. The record is from RefSeq and is a predicted model, not a curated record. The transcript is spliced from 2 exons. Lineage: Eukaryota; Metazoa; Chordata; Actinopteri; Cichliformes; Cichlidae. Bases 739 to 1911 code for a protein of 390 amino acids.
CUGUGCUGCCUUACUGGUGCCAUUAAAGGACAACCGGCCGCCAUCCCUUCAUCCAUCCGGACCUUGAGUAUUUGGACCGAAGUACUCACACACACGCCCGCACUCAGUGUCAUACACUCUCUUUAUUUUGCUGGCCAGCUAAUACCAUUGUUUUGUUUUGUUUUGUUUUGUUUGCAUUCACAAAGACUAUCCAAAGACAUUUUGGUUAUUGUCAAAUAGACACUCUCUGAUUACGGACUGAGGAGGUUGUGGUGUUACAACCCCAGGACUGAGAAAAAGGACUCUUUACAUAAUAUAUUCACUUGUCUCCUGGUUAGGAAAAGUGACUAUUGAUGGAAAUAUUUUUCUUCUUUUUGUCUUUAUUUACAUUGUAUCCCAGAGAGGUUUUAAGUUGUUCAGGUUGAAACGUUUGCACUUAAAGUCGGUUAAGUUUCCUUUGAUAUAUCAGUGUCAAGCUAAUGUUUAAGAGGGUAUGUUAAGGACAGAUGUGCUCCAGUCCGUCAAUCCUUUAAAGUGCUGGACACCGAUGGUAAAUUGCCAUCAGACCCUAAAUAAAUUGUCCUCUGCUGUUAUCCAUAUUGCUUCACUCAUUCUUUGGUGAGUAGACGUAUUGGUUACAACUAAGAGUAGUAGGAAAAAAUUGGCGCCCGAACAGGGACUGGAGCGCAUCAUUAACUUUAUCCUGAAGCACAUGCACAGACAUCUGUGAAUUCAUCUACUGCUUUGCAGAGAGAGACAAUGGAGUUUUGUGACAGGUAUGGUUUUGAUCCAGAGUACACUGUUUUGUUAAAAGGGGCUAAAGCCGAGAUUAAACUACAAGAGGUGCAAAGAGCAUUUGCUUUGCUGGAUCACGUGGUCAAAAUUCAACAAAUAGAUAGUCUCCCUAACACUAUUUUGUGUCAGUUCACUGAGUCCAUUACCCCAAUGCUCAUAGAUGGAGAACAUUCAGCAGAUGGGGAGUGUUGGGAGGUUAUUCAGAUAGAUGAGUACUGUCCUCAGGGACCUGACAGUUUUCACCUGGCGCAUGAUGUGGUCCCCCUCGCUCGAGCAAUUGAUGAUGUGACUGCUAGUUUCAGAGAACAAGUAAACGAACUGGCAUUAGCAUAUAAUGUGAGCCCCAUGACUUUAAAUCAGGCUGCAGUGAGCCACAUGUGUGGGAAAAAUGAUACAUAUAAGGGGUUAGCUACCUCAACUCCUGCCUUGGGAGUUAAAACUCAGUCCACACCCGGUCCCAGGUCAACUGCCGCCUGUGAUGAUGGCCAUGUGCCCAAGGCUAAACAGGCACUUGAUGCGGACUCCCUGCUUGUUGAUCCUUUGCCAGCGGAGGUUCAGAGAGUCAUUGUGGAGCACAUUGUAAAACAUGACUCGCCCAUGCACACUCCCUCUGGUUUUGAGCUCCGCUCAUUUUCAGGAAACUCUCCAAAACCCCCUAAUGAGGUAGAGUACAGGGUAUGGCGACUUAGAGCUAAACAGGUACUAAAUGACUCUACCCUUUCCGAAGGGCAGCAGCGCCGUGGUUUCCUCGAUAGCUUGGCUAGCCCUGCUUUGAAUGUAGCCCUUUCUAUUGGGUCUCAAGCACCACCAAAAGACUAUCUUGAUGAGCUUGACAAGGCUUAUGGCAAUGUCACUGGAGGUGAAGAGCUGUAUAUCCAGUACCUAGAGACUCAUCAGAAUAGUGGAGAAAAGGCAUCUGAUUACUUGCGCCGACUCCAGACGUUGCUGCAGGAGGUAGUUGACGGUAACGGCAGGCCUUCUGGCACCCUCCCACAGCACUGGAUGCUUGUACCAGAGGGCAACUGGAGAAAAAGAAAAAAAAAAAAGAAGAGGAGUGGAGGAAGUAUGUUCGCCCCCUUGUACAUGCUUAUAACUGUACAAAACAUGACGCAACUGGAGAAGCGCCCUUCCUUCUGAUGUUUGGUAGAGAGCCAUGGCUGCCGAUGACACUUGCAUUGUUCAAUAACUUUUUCCUGUCAUUACAACAACAGAUUGCUGGGUUAGUGCAAUCUCUGUCGGGUGAUAGUGACGGGACGUCACACUUUAAGCAGGGGUGUAUGUAACCCAGUGUUAAUUUGGUUAUCUGACAUUGUGUGAUAUUCAGUAUAUAUGUAUAUAUCUAUAUUGGGUGUUAUAAAAUGUUCUUCAAUGAUUUUGAGGUUUUUUUUAUAUUGCUAUGGGUUUGCGGCUGCUUUACGACAGUCGACUGUAGUGGUACAUCCUAGCGGGAGGGGCUAUGAGCUCACGUGGCUUGUAGCUGUGCCAGAGAGCAAGCUUGGGUGAGCUAGCGGGGAAUAUCUCCUUAUGCAGUAGCCUUGAAAAGGAUUAUUGUUCGUUCUCCUGCCAGACGCCUCGCUGCUGUGCUGCCUCGCUGCUGUGCCGCCUCGCUGC